Messenger RNA from Calliphora vicina (urban bluebottle blowfly), 1444 nucleotides. It is a transcript of the gene DNApol-alpha50, whose product is annotated as DNA primase small subunit. Lineage: Eukaryota; Metazoa; Arthropoda; Insecta; Diptera; Calliphoridae. The record is from RefSeq and is a predicted model, not a curated record. The transcript has 3 exons. Gene Ontology annotation, biological process: DNA replication, synthesis of primer. The coding region runs from base 22 to 1392 and encodes 456 amino acids. Gene Ontology annotation, cellular component: alpha DNA polymerase:primase complex.
UAAAUACAUAUUAUUCUAAGAAUGCCUGAAAUGGAAGUUGAUAAUGCCAGCGAACAAAUGAAUUUAGAUCAGCAUGCGGAACAACAAAAGCCGUCAACAACAACAACAAAUAAUGUGAUCUACGAUCCUGAAGUUCUACCUGAUAUGUUACCUGUCUAUUACAAGCGUCUAUUUCCGCACAAGCCAUUCUACAGAUGGCUUUCGUACGGUUUAUCCGAAAAGGGUAUAUUUACUAAUCGUGAAAUUUCGUUUAGUUUACACGAUGAUAUAUACAUACGUUAUUUAUGUUUUGACACUCCAAGUGAAUUUGAAAAAGAAUUAUGCUCAAAAUGCCCAUUAAAAAUUGAUAUUGGAGCCGUUAUGAAUACGAGACCUAAAAAUAAUCUCAUUUCAUCUGCCGCUAUGACUCCAGUACAACGUGAAUUGGUAUUUGAUAUCGAUAUGACAGAUUAUGAUGAUGUACGUACUUGUUGUAGUGGUGCUGACGUUUGCCACAAAUGCUGGAAAUUUAUGGUUGUUGCAGCUCGUGUCCUAGAUGGAGCCAUACGUGAAGAUUUUGGAUGGGAGCACAUACUAUGGGUUUUUUCCGGUCGUCGUGGUGUCCAUUGCUGGGUGUGCGAUUAUGAUGCUCGGCAUUUGGAUACAGCAGGACGGUCAGCGGUAGCGGAAUACUUUCAGGUCGUCACACAUGUCGUGGUUGAGGGAGUGAAUGUUCCCAGAGUUCAUAUAGGAGAGAAAAUGCAUCAUAGCAUUAAGAGAGCAUUUAAGAUUAUAGAACCCAUAUUUGAAGAAAUAAUUUUGAACGAUCAAAAUCUGUUUUGUUCGCCAAAGGGCAUAGGAAAACUAUGUCAGUUUAUUGCUGACGAUACGGCCCGUAAAGAUGCUGAACAAUUUUUGCUCCACAAUGUUCAAGAUGGUGCUCCAGCUCGAGGUGUCUGGGAAGCUUUCAAGCGUUAUGCCAACUCAAUGCGCUGCAAUUCAACAUCUUCAGUAUGGUCGCGAAGAUUAAAAAAUAUAAUUGAAGAAAUCCAGUUAGCCUGCUUGUAUCCUCGUUUAGAUAUAAACGUUACUAAAGGAUUUAACCAUUUACUGAAAGCUCCAUUUUGUAUACAUCCAGCUACGGGAAAAGUUUGUGUCCCAUUUAAUGCGAAUGCUGCAAAUAAAUUUAAUCCAACCGCUGUACCAAACAUUGCACAAUUAUUGCAGGAAAUUAAUGCAUUUGAUGAAAAAACCAAAAAUAAGGAGGAAACUGGUGAAAAACUGCGUAUUAAGGAUUACAAAAAAACAAGUAUGUUCAAGGGGGUGGUGGUAUUUGAGGAGUUCCUGCGUAAAUUGGAGAAUAGCUUAAAGGCAAAAGCUGUGCAAAUGAAUGAAGAUAAAAUGGAUUUUUAAUCAACUAUGUACAAUAAAUAAAUAAACUAUCAGAAACAAAUAAAUAAAGAAA